Molecule: messenger RNA, 3909 nt
Organism: Engraulis encrasicolus (European anchovy)
Lineage: Eukaryota; Metazoa; Chordata; Actinopteri; Clupeiformes; Engraulidae
Gene: slc6a2
Product: solute carrier family 6 member 2
Exons: 15
Coding region: 285-2159 (624 amino acids)
Biological process (GO): sodium ion transmembrane transport; dopamine uptake involved in synaptic transmission
Cellular component (GO): neuronal cell body membrane; neuron projection; plasma membrane
Molecular function (GO): dopamine:sodium symporter activity; norepinephrine:sodium symporter activity
Source: RefSeq, a predicted model, not a curated record
UUAAAGUUCAAUCAGAAUGGGCAGUCGCUCACACCCAUCUGGGCAGCAACAGAAGCGGGUCAUGGAGAGGUACCGCCAGGUUCACAACUGAUGAAAGCUGCGGACACCACUCCAACCCCCCGCACGCCACUUUACGAGGACAUUUACUGCUUGGGAGGAAACAGUGAUUCUUCAGCAGCAGCAUCCUAUCCAUCUGGGCGAAACGCGGCGGCACCCGCACCAACUUCGCUUCUUCCUCGGGGCUGUGACAGCACGAGGCCGCCGGGUUCCAAGUUGCCAAGACGAUGAACAUCCAAGUUAUGCCCGAACACAAGCUCUCAGCUGUUGCCCCUUUGAAACCUUACAAUGUGGAAAAGAAAGAAGUUGAACUAAUCCUGGUGAAAGACCAGAAUGGGGUCCAGUACACCAACUCCUCUAUUAUUGAAACCCCCAGUCCUCGCAAUUGCCCUACGCGCUCCGCGAGGGAUGCGGACAGAGAAACAUGGGGGAAGAAAUUGGACUUUCUAUUGUCAGUCAUUGGCUUUGCUGUGGACUUGGCCAACGUCUGGAGAUUUCCCUAUUUGUGCUACAAAAACGGCGGAGGUGCCUUCUUGAUCCCAUAUACCCUCUUCUUAUUCAUUGCCGGGAUGCCUCUAUUUUACAUGGAGCUGGCCCUGGGACAGUACAACAGGCAAGGCGCAGCUACGGUGUGGAGGAUAUGCCCCGUGUUCAAAGGUGUUGGCUACACGGUCAUCCUCAUUGCCUUGUACGUGGGCUUCUACUACAACGUGAUCAUCGCCUGGUCCCUCUACUACCUGUUCUCCUCCUGCACCAGCGUGCUGCCCUGGUACCACUGCAAGAACAAGUGGAACAGCCCCAACUGCACCGACCCGCGCUUCAUCAACGGCUCGGUCCUGGGCAAUGGGAGUUACGCCAAAUACAAGCUUACACCAGCAGCAGAGUUCUAUGAGCGUGGUGUGCUGCACAGCCACGAGAGCAGAGGGAUCCAUGACCUGGGCGUUCCCCGCUGGGAGCUGGUCCUCUGCCUGGUGGUGGUGGUGUUCAUCCUCUACUUCAGCCUGUGGAAAGGAGUCAAAUCAUCCGGAAAGGUGGUGUACGUUACGGCCACUAUGCCCUACGUAGUGCUGUUUGUGCUGCUGAUCAGAGGCAUAACUCUACCGGGAGCUUUAACGGGCAUCCGAGCCUACCUCUCCAUUGAUCUUCAGAUGUUACGAAAACCCUCGGUCUGGAUUGAUGCUGCGACUCAGAUCUUCUACUCCCUGGGAGCAGGCUUUGGAGUCCUCAUCGCAUUCGCCAGUUAUAAUAAAUUUGACAACAAUUGCUACAGGGAUGCGCUCCUGACCAGCACAGUGAACUGUGUCACCAGCUUCUUCUCAGGGUUCGCCAUCUUCUCCGUGCUGGGCUACAUGGCACAGAAACAUGGCGUGGGAAUCAAAGACGUGGCCACUGAAGGGGCAGGCCUGGUGUUCAUCAUCUACCCAGAGGCCAUCUCCACUCUCCCCCUCUCCACUCUGUGGGCCAUCAUAUUCUUCAUCAUGCUCCUGACUCUAGGCAUUGACAGCUCCAUGGGAGGUAUGGAGGCAGUUAUCACAGGUCUGUCUGACGACUUCACAUUUCUGAAAAGGAAUCGCAAGGUGUUCACUUUUGCCACCGCGUUUGGCACGUUCCUGGUUGCCUUGCUGUGUGUUACCAACGGAGGGAUCUACAUCUUCACCUUGCUGGACAACUACGCUGCCGGGACCUCCAUCCUGUUCGCAGUGCUGAUCGAGGCCAUUGGCGUCUCCUGGUUUUACGGCGUGGACAGAUUCAGUGAGGAUAUCGAGCGCAUGAUGGGCUUCAAGCCAGGCCUUUACUGGAGACUCUGCUGGAAGUUUGUCAGUCCAGCCUUCCUAUUGUUUGUGGUCAUUGCAAGUGUCGUCACCAGCAGCGGCUUAAAGUAUGAUGACUACAUCUUCCCCUGGUGGGCCAACGUGAUUGGUUGGAGUAUAGCCAUGUCCUCAAUGCUGUUCGUACCCUUCUACGCCAUUUAUAAGUUCCUCAGUGUUCCAGGCAGCUUCAAAGAGAGAAUAGCCUACUGUGUGACCCCGGAGCACGAACAUCACCUGGUGGCUGAGGGCAAUGUCAGGCAGUUUAAGCUCAAGCACUGGCUGGCCAUUUGAUGAAAGCAUCAUCCUCUGCUUUCGUCCCACCUCGUAUGUGGCAAGAGAUGGUGCAGGAGAAGGUGUUGCCCUCUGCAGAGGGGGGCUGCUGUGCGGCUGGCUGGCUGGCGUUGGAGGGAGGAGGGGAGGGGAGGUAGGGAGAAGCCCCACCGAGGAGGGUAGUAGCGAUGGUGAAUAGGGUGGAGCUCCAUCUUCUUUAAGUUCCGAACAAGAUGACCCCCCCACCCCCACCCCCACCUCCACCCCAACCCCACCCCCACCUCGCUCCAUUGCUGUUAAAUGGCUAUCGCUACAGUACGUUCCAGUGGACAACAUAACUGCUCUGUCCGUGUUCUUGCAUUCCCAGCCCUCCAACCCACACUCUUCACACCCCCACGCCAUGCACUCAAAGAUGAAAUGUCUCUUAAAACCUCGUACUUUACACACACAUAAAAUCAUGCUGGGAUACGACAGGUAUUUCAAACGAUUCCUCUUUUGGAGUGUCUGGUCUGUAUUUUUUGUAUUAUAUUUUUUAUUGGUUCAAAUGUGAUGUUUUCUUAACUUUGUUUCUGAAUGUCUCGAAAAGCCACACUACGGUAAUCAGAGAUGCCAAGCUGUCUGUGAUUUCUUGUGUGGAUGGAUACGCAUUUUCAAAUUGUAAUUUUAGUUUUUCUGGGAGAUCCCAUGAAGACAGGCUUUCUGCACCCCCAGCUCUGUGUGAAAUUCAAAAGCCAUCCAAACUACCAUCUGUUAUUGCCCUGCUAAAUUCUAAAUCUGCACUCAACAAUACCUGCUAUUAGAAAUUGUUUUGUUUCUUAGACAUUUGUUACUUCCACCAUAAUUGACAAUUACUGAGUUAUGUUUUAUGAGAUACAGUACUCUAGAAUGUCUUGGGUAGAAUUCAUGCUACACUGUAUAUUCGAACCAUGAGUUUGAGGGUAAUAUUGGAAGGUAUAGGUUUAAUUCCUUUUUCAGUGAUGUCUUGAGGAAGAAGUUGUUAAACUCGCCACAAAUGAAACCCUAUGGCCCACUCUGUUAAAAGCCCAGCAGUAUACUGCUGAGAAAGGUCUGCUCAUUCAUCCAAGCUACAAAGUUCUACUGUGUCAGUGCCUUAUUCAGCUAGACACUUAAAACGCUACGGUCUUCAUCGUCCAUCUCAAAGAGGUGGAGAUAGGCAUUAGUUUACGUCAAAAAAACAUAUAUCAUGGCCAAUGGGCAGUAGAUGUUACUUUGUUCUGUUACACCACAGUCCCUUGUCGAGGGGAGUUUGGUCAUUUAGGUUCUGUGUAAAGGCUGACGUUUUUCACACAGGAAGAAGACUUAACUAUACUGGCACCACUAAGUGACAGUCCUUUCAUUGAUAUACGUUACAUCAUUUUACUACAGCCCUUAAGGGGUUGUGCUCUUACAGUAUGAAAGGUUUUGUAAUGCUUAAGUGUCAUGCAGUGGUGUAUCAUGGCUUUUUGUCAGUUUUGCUUCUUCUGAGGAGUGUAUGUGUGUGUUAUCAGUUCAAACACUUUGAAUUUGAUCCUUAAAGGGGUAUACCACUAUUUUGGGGCUCAAUACGGUUAAAAUCGUUGCCCUGGGUUUAUAAAGGUCGUAAAGUGUCUUGUUUUUCAUGUUAGGCGUUGUCUUGUUUUAAGGAGUUAGUAAGUAUCUAAGCUAGUGAGAGUCAAUGGAUCACACAUGCUACAGUGAUCCAUUGACUUCCACUUAGCUUAGCUACAUACUCCCUCUUUUAACUUGUCUUAAAGCAAUACAAUGCCUAACG